UAUUUGCCCACAGCUACAUUUUGUCCAGAAACUCUGUCCUGAAAGGCAACUAAAGAAAACAUUCAUCAAGCAGUGGGCAAGGAAGGCCGGCAGCAAAGAACAAGGGUGGUCCCUCCUGUGCCAGAGGAUGGAGGUACACAAUUUUUCAGCCCACUUAAAUUUCUCUCUGCCGCCUGGCUUUGGCCACCGCCCCACAGACAUGGCGCUGAGUGUUAUCCUGGUACUCAUGCUGCUAUUCGUCAUGUUCUCACUCGGCUGCACCAUGGAGUUCAGCAAGAUCAAGGCUCACUUCUGGAAGCCCAAAGGGGUGGUCAUUGCCAUGUUGUCCCAGUAUGGCAUCAUGCCCCUCACUGCCUUUGUCCUGAGCAAGGUCUUCCGCCUGAAACCAAUUGAGGCACUGGCCAUCCUCAUCUGUGGCUGCUCUCCUGGGGGGAACCUGUCCAACCUCUUCACCCUGGCCAUGAAGGGGGACAUGAACCUCAGCAUUGUGAUGACCACCUGCUCCACCUUUGCUGCCUUGGGCAUGAUGCCUCUCCUCUUAUACAUCUACACAAAAGGGAUCUAUGAUGGAGAUCUUAAGGACAAGGUGCCCUAUGGAGGCAUUAUGAUAUCACUGGUCAUGGUUCUCAUUCCUUGUAGCAUAGGGAUCUUCCUCAAGACCAAAAAGCCACAGUAUGUUCCCUACAUCAUCAAGGGAGGGAUGGCCAUCACUUUCUGCCUCAGUGUGGCUGUCACAGUCCUGUCUGUCAUCAACGUGGGCAACAGCAUCACGUAUGCCAUGACACCACCAUUACUGGCCACCUCCUCCCUGAUGCCUUUCUCUGGCUUCCUGCUGGGCUACGUUCUCUCUGCUCUCUUCCAGCUCAGUCCAAGGUGCAGACGCACUAUCAGCAUGGAAACAGGAUUCCAAAAUGUCCAACUCUGUUCUACCAUUCUCAAUGUGACCUUCCCCCCUGAAGUCAUUGGACCACUUUUCUUCUUUCCUCUUCUCUAUCUGAUUUUCCAACUGGCAGAAGCAUUGCUCUUCAUUGUUUCCUUCCGGUGCUAUGAGAAAAUCAAGCCUUCCAAGGAGAAAAAAACCAAAGUGAUCUACAAGGCAGCUGCAACUGAAGAUGCUACUCCAGGGACUCUGGAAAAAAAAGGCACCCACAAUGGGAAUAUUCCUUCUAUACAACAUAGCCCUCCCAAUGGCCUGGAUUCUGGUCAGGUGGCAAUUUAGAAUGCCUAUGUGAAAAACUAGAAAGAAAUGAACACCAAGCUUUCCUGAAUGUUUCUAUAGCACUUCCAGCAAACUCACAGAAUUAUCAAGCCAAAGCCUGAGCUAGAAGGGCAAUCUACCCAGGAACCCUCAUCUAUCCCCAACAUGGAAUUUGCUAUUUGUUCAAAAUAAA
This is a messenger RNA of Phodopus roborovskii (desert hamster), 1391 nucleotides long. It is a transcript of the gene Slc10a1, whose product is annotated as solute carrier family 10 member 1. Bases 128 to 1219 code for a protein of 363 amino acids. The record is from RefSeq and is a predicted model, not a curated record. NCBI's taxonomy places the organism in Eukaryota, Metazoa, Chordata, Mammalia, Rodentia, Cricetidae. The transcript is spliced from 5 exons. Gene Ontology annotation, cellular component: membrane. Gene Ontology annotation, biological process: bile acid and bile salt transport. Gene Ontology annotation, molecular function: bile acid:sodium symporter activity.